Molecule: messenger RNA, 835 nt
Organism: Penaeus chinensis
Lineage: Eukaryota; Metazoa; Arthropoda; Malacostraca; Decapoda; Penaeidae
Product: rheacalcin-1-like
Exons: 4
Coding region: 64-549 (161 amino acids)
Source: RefSeq, a predicted model, not a curated record
UGUCUCGUCUCGAACGCAAUCUCCUCCGCGCUAAGACCUCACACCGUGGGCGUGAUCAAGACGAUGAUGGGCGUGAAUAUCUUGCGGGCGUUGGCCGUCGUGGCGUCUCUCUUGCCUGCGGUUCUUGCGGCACGAUGCGGCCCAGAGUACUUCCCCGUGGCUGGGACGUGCGUGAAGGUGGUGCCCACUACCCUCACCUGGAGCGACGCCCGUGCCCGCUGCCAGGCCGAGGACCCGCCCGCUGACCUCCUCAAGAUCACGCCCGAAAAGCUCUUGGAAGAUCUCUCGCGAUUUAUAAACACUAAAUUCCCAGAAGAAACUGGUGAUAGAUAUUCUUACUGGGUUGGUGGUCACGGUGCUAACCAAGACUGGCGCUGGGUUGAUGGCUCCAAGCUAAGUAUCAAGUCUAACAUCUGGCUGCCCGACGAACCCUCCCAGACGCAGAAGGGUUUCACAAAGCUAGUGAUGGCCAGUGCCGUGCAUGGCCGACGGUAUCUCGUAUACGGACCCGAGAAGUCUACCGCCCAAGGGUUCAUCUGCGAGCACUGAAGAUGCUGUGUAGGAUGCUGAUACGGAGAUAAGCGAAGAUGGAGGAUGGUCUGGAUUUUUCGUUUCGUUUCGUUUCGUUAUUUUUUUUUGAUUAUACAUAGAUUCUUUUUCUCUCUCUCUCUCUCUCUCUUUUCAUUCGUCAUUUUUCUUCGGUUUUCUCUUUAUAUUCUUCCUCUUCUUCGUCAUCUUCUUUUUGUUUGAUUUCUUUUUAUUUUUUGUGAUUUUCUUCAUCCGAUCGCUUUGUGUAUUGAUAGUGUUUUAUGCAAUAAAAUGGUUACACUUAAAA